Messenger RNA from Bufo bufo (common toad), 8465 nucleotides. RefSeq names its product centrosomal protein 192 (gene CEP192). The transcript has 48 exons. The record is from RefSeq and is a predicted model, not a curated record. Lineage: Eukaryota; Metazoa; Chordata; Amphibia; Anura; Bufonidae. Gene Ontology annotation, molecular function: protein kinase binding. Gene Ontology annotation, cellular component: pericentriolar material; centriole; cytoplasm. The coding region runs from base 143 to 7777 and encodes 2544 amino acids. Gene Ontology annotation, biological process: protein localization to centrosome; centriole replication; centrosome-templated microtubule nucleation.
CUCCGCCCACCACAGCUGAGCUUUCAAAGCGAGACACCGGAGAGCCGGGAUUGUUGUGCUCGUUCUCCCGCGCUUCUCCAGCCACACGUUACUGGUGCGCUCUCCGGAGAGCCGGCGCUGCUAGCCAGCGGAGAACCCUACAAUGACUGAACAUUACAAGAACAUAGAAGAUGAAACUUUUCCAAGCUAUUUAGCGGAUUCAAUUAACAGCAACCUCAGUGAAGCUCUUGAGAACUGCACGCUCUCUUCAACUUUGGGAUUACCUGUCGCUGCAUCUACUGUUGCCAAAGUGCGCCCUGCUUCCGACCGCUCUUUGGAUGUUCAAGCUUCUUAUUUAGAGAAUGAAAAAUUGCUGCUGCCAACAAGUGGUGCUUCUAGCAUAAGUCACUCCGGAGGAGAAGCAAAAGAGAAAUUUGUCCUUAGCUUUAAGGAUGAUUUAGGAGACUUGAAUGCGUUUAUUGAGGCCAGCAAUAUUAAAACUCAGAAAGCUGAACUGACAGAUCAUAAAUUUCAAGAAGAUCCACUUUACAGUCAAAGAAAUGAUUUUUUACGUGAUCUGCUUUCACAAAACAAAAAAGAUACGGUUUUCACUGGAUCAAGUUUAUUUAAAGGUACAGAGAGAGAAAAGCAAAGAUUACCAGAUGUGGAGUUAAGUUCAUCUGCAGCAAGUUUCUUAGAAGAUGAAAAAUUAGUAUCUAUUGCAAGCUUGGAUGGCAGCUCAUCAGAUGAGCUGGAUGAUGAAGAAUUUUUUGAUGAUGAACAGUUAGAGGCCUACUUUAAAAGGCUCAUGCCACCAGGAAUGCAACGUGGCGCUAUUGAGGGGCAAGAAAUUCAAGAUACAAAGAGAUCUUCCUACAUGGCAAGAAACAGCCUUCCGAGUAUUAAAAUUAAUCCAAAACCUGAACGUAGCAAACGCUUUGAAAGCUAUGAAGAAGACUUCCAGAUGCCUAACGUGCGCCUGGCUGCUACAGGCAUGGAGUCAACUCCAGCUUCUGAUGAUGACAAUGAUGUGGAACAUGAGCUAGAAAGAGCUGCACAACAGCACCUACAAAGAGAGCAUUUCAUGGGAAACACAAAUGCACCAUUGGCUGAUGAACAACAUAGGCCAAGUUUUCGUCCAGGCUUAGAAGGUGGCAGCUCAGAGGAGGAAUCUUCAAAUGAAAUGCAAAGUGUCUCUAAUGGCAUGUCUGCUUGCAGACAGUCUGCAGAAGGCUAUGGUGUUUGUUCGCCUGGAGCGUUUCCUCUCGGUGCUGAAACUGGAGAUGGAAGCGGUAAAACGGUCGAUGGGCCAAAUACUUCUCAGACUUCAGAAUUGGUGCUAUGUGACUUGUGGAAAAAGAACAUGGCUACCAGGAAUAUAGCUGGGGAGGAAGAUGCAAAGCAGGCAUCUGGUGACAGGAUCGGCCCAGUUGGAAAUGGUGGAACCUCAAAGGAGGCCAAUGGAUUAGAAAAGAGUCAACAACAUUUUGAUUGGGAUAAGCAAAGCUCAUGGAAUCCAAAUUCAUCACUGGCAAGUACAACACAAAAACUGGACUCCCACUAUUUCAAAGAUGGUAGAGCUUCAAAUGGGAACUUUGGCUUGGAGACCUCUACCGAUCUCUCUCAGAUGUUUUCACACACGACCCAUACAUCUGGGUUUGUGGACGCCGCUAGCUUAGACACAGCUGGCAAAGGAAAUGUUAAUCGAUUAGCGGAUACAUAUUUAUCACCUACUUGUUCUAACCAGACGGGGUAUGAUAUCUGGCAGUCAGGUGAAAUGCAGACAUCGCAGUGGAGCUUUCAGCAGAGUAAUGAUAAAGGUUUUCAGUCACAAAGUGUUGUUUAUCAAAAUGAAGACGGCAAGUGGGUUACUGAUCUUGCUUACUAUAAGCCGUUUGAAAAAAAGAGCUUAUCUGGAUCAGCAAGUGACUUUAAAGAUGAAAAUUUUAUUGUUGGAGGUGAUGCUCUAGCCAUGCUUGAUGAAGACCAGGAAGAAUUUGAGAAAGAGAAUAAAUUUAUUCAGGAAGAGAAAAUGGAUUUAGAGAAUGACUCUGUUAACUUGGGUGACACAUCAUGGAAGCUCCCGGUCAAUGGUCAUGUUUUACUGAAAGCAUCUCAGACUUCAGAUUUAUCCCAGGAAGAGGCAAGCUACUUGCGGCUCUCCUUAGGAGAGUUCUUUGGUCAACGAUCAGAGGCAAUGGGAUGUCUUGGUGGAGGAACAGAUAUAAAACGGCCGUCUUUUGGUUAUUAUAUAAUUUCACCAGAAAAGCAAGAACCUAUAGUGCUAUUGAGGAAUUCAAUAAUUUCUGAAGAUUCAGACGAUACCUUAAAGCUUUGUGAUAACACCUUAACUCCAGAAGACCUUGGAUGUUUAGCAGAUGAUCAGAAACUAUCAUCAACCACAUUUGAUGUAAGAAUGCCAGAAAGUAAACCGGAUUUAGAUGCACUUGGUAAAGAAGAAUACAAGGGGAAUGCAGAGCGGCAGCUAUUUGGCAAAGGAUAUGGUUCAUUUAAACCUGACCAAACCACUGAAACCACCCUGCUUAGUAUGAGCACAAUUGCAUCGGCACUAGCAAAUGCAUCUUGCAGUGCUGACCCUUCUGAGUUUGCAGCCAUGAUCAUGGCGUUGUCAAAUAAAAAUAAAGAAAAAAUGUUGCACGAGUCUGUAGGACAUCAUCAAUCGAAACAGUUGUUGAAUUUGUCUGGGCAAAAUGCCGGAAAUUUUGAUAUGGAAAGAUACCUUAAAGCUACAAUUCAAAAUGACCAAGAAAAUGAUUUGGAAAGCUUUGUGCAGUCUGUAAAGGAUUUUACCUGGAACAUGUCUUUAGGCUAUAAACAGCCUUUACAAGAUUCGGCUGCGGAAUUGGCCAAUAUCACAGACGUUCAAAAGCAGGACUUAAGAAAGCCAGAGCUUGACGUUCAAGUUGGUUGUGAUGCUCUGCAGUCCGCUAACAGCGCCUCUUCCUGCAAUCUCAGUACUCAGAACAGCCGCUCCUCAGAAAUACCUGAAAUAAAACGUAGCGCUUCCAGGAACUCUGUCCCUAACCCAAACCAAGAACAUGAGAUGGAAAAUAAGAGAUCUUCAGCUAUUGCCCCACUAAACCGGAGUCCUUCAGAAGAUGAGGCAAAGAGAGGCAAAAACAGCCACAAAGAGAGUAACUCUUUAAAAUCAUGUAUUUUAAGUAAUCCAAAGAAAACUGGUUCUCCUUUAUCAAAUGAUCCAAAUUCUGCACCAUGUUCAAAGGAGACCUAUAAUGUACGUAAUGAUCAUUCUCAGAAACAUGUUAGUUUCCAGCCGCCUUCAAGUGGGAUGCAUCCGAAAAUGUCAGACUACGAUGUGCAUACAGUAGAAGAGGAGCAGUACAGUUUUAGACCAUCUACUUCCCCUUUGAUUCAUUCAUCCCCGAGCCAGGAUUCCAUAAAGCUUUCUGAGAAGGGAUCUAUAAAUUCUCCUCAAGAAUUGGCAUCGGCUCAGAGGCACUCAGAUGCUGGCUUGUCCCCUGAAUCAUCAUGUCUCAGUGCCAGCCUGAGCAGACUGACAUAUGUCUCAGCCAUAGAGAAUACUACCAUUCAAAGUCCUCUUGACCAGAAGAGCAACAACACCAUCGAGCUAAGCACCACUAUAGUGAGAGCCAGUCCUACACCUUCAGAAAUGCAGAUGAUACAAAGCAACGCUUUGCCCUUGCAGGAAAACAAAUGUCCAAAAUACACCGAAACGCCUAAAGUGAGCAGGAGUCCAACUGGAUUUCGCACUCUUUCCGCUUAUAACGGUGGAUCAAAAUCGGAAGCAGAUGGAAAGAGAACCGAACCUGGAUACCCAGCUAUAAAUUAUAACGUUAAAGCACUGGGUUCUGAUUUGAAGUGCUUUGAAACCCAGUCAGAUGGGGCUUCUGAAUGGCAGCGGUAUGCUUCAAAGCAGACGCAAGGACUUUCUUCUGGAAACAUGUUGCAGUCUGCUUUGCUGGAAAAGUACAACUCAUUACAGAAUAUUCCUGGCAGUCAUCAGUGCGUUUGUGCUCAAGGCUUUAAACCAGUUUUGCCACCCAGUGACUUGCAGAAAUUGCCAUCUUCUGAUCCAAGACUACUUAAUGCACCUUCUCUUUCCACCACUCCACAGCAAUAUCUAUCAGGUGUCCCAUCGAUGCCUUACUUUACAUUUGGAAGCCAUGCAGGGUAUCAUGGGUGUGCUCUUCAUGACCCAUUGACUGCAAAUGUCACUUCAGGUAUUCUUUCUACACUUCCGAUGGGCAACCAUGCUUCAGGAAGUCAAAGCAGUAGCCAUCACAUCCAUUUGGUGGACUCCCAGGCUGGCCCUGCUGGGUUCUCCCAGUGGGCCACUCGAACGUCAUCUGGUUUUGGACAAGUCCUAGUGCCCGAAGAGGUGACCUUCCCUAACAUGUGUUGCGUUGGCAUCGCAUCGCAAGCAUCAUUGAACAUUUUCAAUUCUAAUGAAAGAUGGAUGCAAGUGAAUAUUGGUAUAAUCAGUAUUGCUGUGAAUGGAGAAAAAAUUGAUGUUGGAGCCAAUCACUGCUUAAUUUUUAAAAACAAAACCAUAAUUGGUCCCCGGGCUUCUGAAGAUGUGAAAGUUCUUAUUUUACCUCAAAGGGCAGGGCUUUUCCAGUGUGUGCUAAGCGUAUCAUCUUGGCCUGUAUCUGCUGAUGCAGAAACCAUCGGUCGAGCUGAAACCAUGUCCUCCAAAGUUCUCCUUACUGCUGUGUCAGAAUAUCCAUUAAUCGAGGUGGACACCGGAAAGACUGACUGUUUGGAUUUUGGAGAUCUGACUUCCGGCAGUUGGAAUAAUCUUCCAUUAAGAUUAAUAAAUAAGACACGAGCUACUGUGCCCAUCAGACUUAUCAUUAGCGCUAAUGCCACUGCAUGGCGUUGCUUUACUUUUUCCAAAAAUCCUGCCGUGAAAGAAUUUGGUGUACAUACGGAUUCUGUCUCAAAGAUGUCUUCCCCUUCUGUCAUAAGCCACGUUAUGUAUGCAUCCUAUGAGAACCAGGAACCAGAGGCACUUGAGAUAUGGGUUGUGUUCCACGCACCACAAACAUAUAACUCAGCAGCAUGCUCCCUUGGACCACCUGAAGAGUUUAUAGCAAGGGUUGAUAUUGAAGUUGACAGCCCGGGUCCUGCUUGUCUGUUAAAAAGUAUCCCCUUACAUGCAAGAGUUGGCUGUGCAAAGAUACACGCUCCUAAAGACUUGCAGACCAUUCACUUAAGAUGUGAUGUGGGUUCAUCAACUCAGCAACAGCUUCCUCUUAAAAAUGCAGGGAAUAUUGCCGCACACUUGAGAGUGAAGUGUACAACUGCAGAUAACAUUUUUACUGUGGACCCAGAAGAAUUGUUUAUUGGCCCUGAAGAAGAGCAAGUAGUGGUUGUGAAGUUCACCCCUCGGUGUACUAAAGCAAAGCAGAGUUCUUUGAAAAUAAUUGUGCAGCCUUCAGGUCCCCAGUAUGAAGUCCCACUGAUCGGAGAGAGUGCACUAUCAGUAACCAGGAAUUCGGCAAAUCUACCACUACAGAAGAAUUCUGAUGACCCUCCUAUUCUUUCCAAUAAGCAGUUCAUUUCUUGGGGAGGAGUUGCUGUUGGAAGGGCAGUACAGCAGAAGUUAACGCUAAGGAACCCGUCAACAAUUUCAAGUCAGCAUCUGCGCCUCUUAAUAAGAGGUCAAGAUCAAGAUUGCUUUCAGUUGCAAAGUUCGUUUGGUCCGGAGGAACGUUUGACUAACAAUCGUGAACUCACAAUUCGCCCCAAAGAAGACUCUUCUGUGCUGCUGAUGUUUUCCCCUACACAUGUAGGUUGUAUGUUGGCUAAGCUGGAGAUCAAGCAAUCUGGCAUCAAAUCUUCACAGCCAGGAAUUAAGUUUACAAUCCCCCUGUCUGGUUAUGGUGGGACAAGUAAUGUCAUACUUGAAGGAGUUAAAAAGCUUUCAGACAGCUACAUGAUAACUCUAAGUGGAGUGAUGCCAGAUCGUGUGAGCAGGGGCAAUAUUUCAAUUCGGAACACUGGUUCCAGAGCAGCGUAUGUUAAAGCAGUAUGUUUUGCAAAUGCACAGAAAGGUCUCCUAAUGGAUUGCAGCUCCUGUUCAGUCACACCGGAAAAGUUUGUAUUGAAAGAAGGCACCCAGGAGAUGGUUACCAUAACUUACAAUGGUGCAGAUCUAGAGGAGUGUCUCCAAUCUAGCACGCCGCUUUUAUGCAACGUAUGUUUUUUCUGUGGUGAUGAAGUCUCCAGGCAGCAGUUUCGCAGAGCGCUGCAGUACAAGCCUGAGUCUGCCCAAAAAUACAUGGCAGAGAAUGCAAAGUUAAAAAAUUUAAGAUUUGAUGAGGAGUUUCGUGGUGAGCAGCUUGUGUCUGAAGUGUAUGAUCUGCCUCAGAGACCAAAUGAUGUUCAGCAUUUCUAUGGGGCGAUGCACAAGGUUACACUUUCUGUUUUUGGAAGUGCUUCAGAAGAGAAUAAUGGGGCAUCUUUACACCCAUGUUUAAAUAUUAAUUUGGCCAGCCCUAGCAAUACAUCACUAGAUGUAUUACCUGUCAAAGGCCCACAAGGACCGCUGUUACCAAACUCUGUCUCCUCUCAAAAUACCAUUCCUGAGCAACGUUCAUGGACUGUCCAGCCAGAGGUCCUUGUGCUGAGAGCCCCUACUGUUGGUGGUUUGGCAGCAACAGGCCAUAUAAAAAUUGAGAAUAAUGCACCAAAAUCAUUACAGUUUGAUGUGUCUUGGCCUGCUCAUUGUCUCACUAUCUCGCCACAACAAGGAAAUGUUGAGCCUCGGGGCCAUACAGUUAUUGUAGUGAGUCCAAAUCCCUUGCUGUCCACAAAACAAAUCAUGCUUCCAUGGAAUGGCCAGAUCUAUGUUCAGUCUGACAUUGGCCAAAAGAUUGUGAAAGUUCAGAUAACUAGCGAGGGCUUCUCAGUUAUGUCUCCAAAUGGAGUACCAAAGUCAUCGUAUCUGUUACCGUCCAGUCUGGAGACACCAGUUCAUGCAGCGAAACCGCUCUCUAAAUCUCCCUCAUCCAAAAUUGAACUUAAGAAUCGUACUGUAGUGUUUCCUAGAACUGUUGCAGGUGGAAGCUCAGAGACACUUUUGGACAUUGAAAACCCAAGUGAUGAAGAUAUUAAAUGGCUUCUUUCAUCUUUUGCACCGCCAUAUGUUAAAGCUCUUGACGAGAGUGGAGACGUAUAUCGUGCAACUUAUACAGCUUUUAGAUGCGCUCGUGUUUCUGGAGUUCUUGCUGCUGAUGAGAAACUAAAAGUGCCAGUUACCUUUUUCCCUAGAGACAAAGGUGAUUAUACUCAGUGUUGGGACCUUGAAUGUCAUCCAGUUUCCAGGCCACAUUUAAAGCAUAAAGUGAGGUUCCAGCUCUGUGGAGAAGGUUUCAAAGAUGAAAGAGAAUUUGCAAAAAGUUCAUCAGAAGCUUUAGAAGUUCAAGUGAACCCAAGGAAAAGAUCUGGCUCGGAGGCAUCUGCUCUAAAACCAGUGCAAGAGGAAGCAGUUCGGGGAGUUUUUGCCUCAGAAGACUUCUAUACUUUUCCUUCUACACUUGUUGGUGAAUCCAGCACAUUGAAAGUGAACUUAAGAAACAACUCUUUCACAACGUAUUUGCUGAGAUUUGUAAGUCCAAAAGAACCAUUUCACAUGAAGCAUUCAAAGUAUUCCCUUAGAGCCCACCAUUAUAUCAACCUGCCAGUGAAAUUCAAACCCACGUCUGCAGGCAGAUUCGAAGGCCACCUUGUUGUCCAGUCGGACGCCGGCGAUAUCUCUAUUCCACUUGUUGGUGAAGCACUGAUGAAGUGAAAUGUGGAAAUGGCGUGUAACGCGAAUAUGCUGCUAUGUAACGUUCAUAAUGUCCAAGUGCUGCACACUAACUGUACAUGUUCAGUAUUGAUGCGCGUGCUUUUUACUAAAGCUGUUUGGUGAAUGGCUACUCCCAACCCCUCUAUGAUUAGGAUACAGGAUUUUUAGGAGACACUGGGGAGUCGUGAAUAACAUUGAGAGUAAAUUUGCAUCCCUUUUAUGAUACCGUUCAACAUCAGAAAUAUUCUAGCAUUGCUAUUUGCAAAUCGCCAAUACGAUGCAUAAACAGCGUUGUUGCCGAUGCGUCCCUGGAUGUCGCACUAAAUCAUCUUUACCUGCUGUAAUGUGCAGUUAUCUCUUUGCUUAGAGUUCUCUAAACCCAGGCUGAAUUUGCACCUUGAAUUGUAUGAAUCUCCUAUUGAAGGAGAAAAAUCUUUCUUGAACUGGUGUUAAUAACUCCAACGUGUGAGUACUUUAAUAUCUAUGUGAAAGAUUUUAGUCCAAAGAUCUAUUUCAUUGUGCCUUUUGCUUUACUCUUUUUCAAAGGGGUGUGGGAAUAGCAAUUUUUAAGAACUGUAAAUCCGUCUGUAUUUUUAUAUUGCUUGUAAAACAGAAAAGUGUGAAUUUUUUUUUCGUUUUGAAGUAGGUGUAUUUCUGUGUCUAUUUAUUUUCAUGAAAUAAACUGAUU